This is a messenger RNA of Gracilinanus agilis (Agile Gracile Mouse Opossum), 1428 nucleotides long. It is a transcript of the gene TRIM62, whose product is annotated as tripartite motif containing 62. The coding region runs from base 1 to 1428 and encodes 475 amino acids. Gene Ontology annotation, molecular function: zinc ion binding; protein binding. Gene Ontology annotation, biological process: innate immune response; positive regulation of canonical NF-kappaB signal transduction. NCBI's taxonomy places the organism in Eukaryota, Metazoa, Chordata, Mammalia, Didelphimorphia, Didelphidae. The transcript has 5 exons. The record is from RefSeq and is a predicted model, not a curated record.
AUGGCGUGCAGCCUGAAGGACGAGCUGCUAUGCUCCAUCUGUCUGAGCAUCUACCAGGACCCGGUGAGCCUGGGCUGCGAGCACUACUUCUGCCGCCGCUGCAUCACCGAGCACUGGGUGCGGCAGGAGGCCCAGGGCGCCCGCGACUGCCCGGAGUGCCGGCGCACGUUCGCCGAGCCGGCGCUGGCGCCCAGCCUCAAGCUGGCCAACAUCGUGGAGCGCUACAGCGCCUUCCCGCUGGACGCCAUCCUGAGCGCCCGGCGCGCCGCGCUGCCCUGCCAGGCCCACGAGAAGGUGAAGCUCUUCUGCCUCACCGACCGCGCGCUCGUCUGCUUCUUCUGCGACGAGCCUGCCCUGCACGAGCAGCACCAGGUCACGGGCAUCGACGACGCCUUCGAAGAGCUGCAGCGAGAAUUAAAGGAGCAGCAGAAGACCCUGCAGGACAGCGAACGGGAGCACACCGAAGCCCUGCAGCUUCUCAAGCGCCAGCUGGCUGAGACAAAGUCUUCCACCAAAAGCCUUCGAGCAACCAUUGGAGAAGCCUUUGAGCGCUUGCACCGGCUGCUACGCGAGCGACAAAAGGCCAUGUUGGAGGAGCUGGAGGCGGACACAGCCCGCACCCUGACGGACAUCGAGCAGAAGAUCCAGCGCUACAGUCAGCAGCUGCGCAGGGUCCAGGAGGGCAGCCAGAUCCUUCAGGAGCGGCUGGCUGAGGCUGACAGGCACACCUUCCUGGCCGGGGUCUCCUCACUCUCCGAACGGCUCAAAGGGAAAAUCCACGAGACCAACCUCACCUACGAAGACUUUCCCACCUCCAAGUACACGGGCCCCCUGCAGUACACCAUUUGGAAGUCGCUCUUUCAGGACAUCCACCCUGUCCCGGCUGCUCUCACCCUGGACCCUGUCACUGCCCAUCAGCGGCUCAUCCUGUCUGAUGACUGCACGAUCGUCGCCUACGGGAACCUCCACCCGCAGCCGCUGCAGGACUCGCCCAAGCGCUUCGACGUGGAGGUGUCCGUGCUGGGCUCGGAGGCGUUCGGCAGCGGCGUCCACUACUGGGAGGUGGUGGUGUCGGAAAAGACCCAGUGGAUGAUCGGGCUGGCUCAUGAGGCGGUCAGCCGCAAGGGCAGCAUCCAGAUCCAGCCCAGCCGAGGCUUUUACUGCAUCGUCAUGCAUGACGGUAACCAGUACAGCGCCUGCACGGAGCCCUGGACCCGGCUCAACGUCAAGAACAAAUUGGAGAAGGUGGGCGUCUUCUUGGACUACGACAAGGGACUCCUCAUCUUCUACAAUGCAGACGAUAUGUCGUGGCUUUACACCUUCCGGGAGAAGUUUCCGGGGAAGCUGUGUUCCUACUUCAGUCCCGGUCAGAGCCACGCCAAUGGCAAGAACGUGCAGCCUUUGCGCAUUAACACGGUGCGCAUUUAG